AUGAUUCCUGGACUGCGACUGGUGUUGGUAUUCAGUCGCCUGGUAAUUCACAGUGACGACAUUCGUGAUCGUGACGAGUCGUCGGCAACAUUUUCCUCGUCGACGUUGACCAUCUUGUAUCUAGAGAGAAUGUUGAACAACGUGAUUUAUUCUUCAGUCCGCCACAGUCUUGAGAAAUUUAUAAGAAGAAAUUGGGCCAUGAAAAACAUUCGCGUUUGGGCCAUCCUGCUAAUAUUGAAAUUAGCGUUAAGAACGGGUGAUACACACUCUCCGAGCAAGAAAUAUCGCUUGACGUACCUGGAUCCUGACGAGACGCGUCAAAUUCUCCGCGAGGAUGGACAGCGGGCUGAUGAACAAGUUUUCGAAGUUUUCUGCUUCAGCGGAUUUCGAUCUGUUGCUCCACAGCAUAUUUUUACGUCGGUUAAGUUUCGACUAGACACGAGUGAUCGAAAUUUUGCGACCUUCUUUGGUCCGAAUGACACUUCUGUAGCCGAAGAAUUUGAUGCAGAAAAGAGUAAAUGGCUUCCCACUCCAAAAGUCUUCGAAUGGGGACCACCGUACAACAUGCGGCUCUAUCAACAUGCAUGUAUCGGCAUCUACAGUCGCCGUCCUUACGUGGUUCAACUUAUCCAUCAACAUGUGGAUUUUCUUCGGCUUUUGGGAUUCCUGAUCGGUCUCGGUAUAUUUUGGAAAGCGAGGAUGCUUUGCGUCAAUGUUUUAGUUUACUAUGGUUCGGGAAUGCUCAUUGGCAUUGUUUGUUCUAUGAUUGUGCUUGUGUUCAUUCUCGGAAGGAAGAUUCCACGGAAAUCGUUGGCAAUGACUGUGAUGGUCGGAGGAUGGUCCAUUGCGUUGUACUUGCUGAAUUUGGCGAGAGACAACUUCGUUUCGUUGGUGUCAGCCUACAGUGUGAUGUUCGGUGGCUACUGCGCUGCUUGCGCUUUGUUGAGCUUCUUUCUGAUGUAUCGUUAUCAGCCGAUGCGUCAUCCGAGAUCCAUUGACAUUUUAGAAUGGUUACUGCAGUUUGUUGGAGCCGUGUUGAUUUUUGCGUGUUCAGAGGUGAAAGAGUUCACGUUCCUUACUAUUUGCUUGCUGAUUGGCUGUCGAUACAUCCCACAAAAGCUGUGUGAUGCAUUUGCUGAACGUUUGCAAGGAUUCAGGUAUCGGUUUGCGUUCUUUCGUCCAGCUCCUCGGUAUUUGACCGAGCAGGAAUAUAUCGAACAAGGAUACAUAGAAACCAGGCGCGAACUUGAUGAAUUGAGAAAAUUCUGCUCCAGUCCACAAUGCAACGCUUGGAAAACUGUAAACCGUCUCAAGGAUCCCAAAAGGUUCGCUGAAUUCAUCGACGGAGGACACCAUAUCAAGGAUGACGAAAUCCUCGCGUAUGAUACUUUCGAGUCCAAGACCCCGAUGUCAGAUGAUGAUGAGGAUGAAGAGAAUUUGGAAACAGAACUCACGGCCCCUACAACAUCACGAACAUCGUCAACGGGUGCAAUGUCAGCAACGCCGAUCAGAAGCCGCUUUGGUGCAUCUUCUUCUCGACACUCGAUUCAUCCCGUUUCGAGAGGAGUACUCAAAAGUUCUCGCGAAACUGGAUUGUCCGAAAGUGAUAACGACAGUUCUUUCGACCAAAACGUCACAAAUGGGAACAGUAAUCGUUAUUAUGAAGCGUUCACCCGGUGAUCGCAAGAACUACGAAAUACGAAGAUUAUUUCCCCUUUUUUUUCGUUUCCACGUCGUGGGAUAUUUGUGAUAACUGUGAAAAUGAGCCCUAUCCCUCAGAUCUACUUUUUGUACGUUUGUAUUGACUAGUACUGUUCACAAUGUCAUUACUUGCCGCGACUCGCCGUAGUGUGUAGUCUAUGUUAGAGAACGUUAGCAGC
Molecule: messenger RNA, 1880 nt
Organism: Notodromas monacha
Lineage: Eukaryota; Metazoa; Arthropoda; Ostracoda; Podocopida; Cyprididae
Source: the annotation of a GenBank genome assembly